Messenger RNA from Trichophyton benhamiae CBS 112371, 4557 nucleotides. RefSeq lists its product as uncharacterized. Gene Ontology annotation, molecular function: histone binding; chromatin binding; ATP hydrolysis activity. NCBI's taxonomy places the organism in Eukaryota, Fungi, Ascomycota, Eurotiomycetes, Onygenales, Arthrodermataceae. Gene Ontology annotation, biological process: negative regulation of transcription by RNA polymerase II; chromatin remodeling. Gene Ontology annotation, cellular component: chromatin; nucleus. The record is from RefSeq and is a predicted model, not a curated record. The transcript is spliced from 4 exons. Bases 1 to 4557 code for a protein of 1518 amino acids.
AUGCGGCCGUUCCAGGACCUCGCUAUUUCCUCCUCUUCGGAGUCUUCUGACGGGGAGACAGCGAACUUCAUCCUAAGCCAGUUCACGGCCAUAAACACGACGGGGCCUCCAGCAAAGCCUCAGGCUACGAGAUUGGUUCCAUGUGUUGAAAUUCCCAAGAAAAGCUUCAAUGAGGAUGAUUAUCCAUAUCUACCCGGCUAUUCGACCGUAGAUCACAUAAGAUCUAAGGUAGAAAACCUCACUUCGGAUUCAUACGAGGUAGUACUCAAAAGUGGCGAUAUUAGGGUGCUAUCAUUGAGCAAGAUCCAAUCACUCAAAGGUGGCCGUGGAGCGCUAUCAGUGUUUAAUUCCCAAAAUGCUUACUCCAGCUCCGAGUCCCCGUCUACCAGCAGCUCAGAGGAUGAGCUUAUAUCACCCCAUCCAACUACUCGACGGCCAAGGAAAUCCAGGGAAAUUGGUUCUGUCAAUGGCUCUACACGGCCCAGAAGCCUUCGUCAAAGAACACUGGCCAAGGUCAACUAUUCAAUGCGCCUUAGCAGUGUUGAAUCUGAAGGUUCCAGCACUCGGAGACGAUCUAGCCGGCUGAACCCUCGCCGUGACCGAUCGCCUGACGAUUUAAUAGAAAUAGACAGUGAUGAUUCUAGCGAGGAUACCCAGAGAAGGACACGCGCAAAAAGACGAAAGGUUAUAAACCUCCCCGUGCGAGAACCCCGCAAUGGAGUACGUACUUCUCAGAGGACUCGAAAGCAAGUCGGGAACAUGGCUGAAAGAUUGGAGGAUGACAUAUCCGAAGUAGAGGUGGCCCAGAAAGAGACGAAGUACUCAGCCGCACAGGAGAGAUUUUAUAGAUUACCAAAAGAUGAUCCCUUUGCGCUUCGUCAUCAAUCUGCCUGCAGGGUCUGUUAUACUGUUGGAGACAGCUCCGAAAAGGGGGUUCUAGUCUACUGUCAGGGAUGCACAGAUUCAUACCACCAAGUGUGCCUUGGGUCCCGCGGCACCCGGACUCAUCUGGUCAGCAAAGUAACUUCAAAGUUAUUCGUGUUGCAAUGUCGUUUCUGCAUUGGGCUUGCUCGUGAGAAAGACCCGACGGCCCCCCAUCAUGGCACCUGUACCGGUUGCAAAUCUCCUGGAGAAAUGACAAAACCAUUAAGGACGCGCUUGACCACGAGACAAGAGCAUAUACAACGUGAAGAGAAUGGCGGAGAGGAUCCAUGUAUUAAUGUUGAUCAAACUAUACUGAGCCUGCCGGAAAAUGUCAUGUUUCGCUGUGACUCAUGUAAACGCAGCUGGCACAUGCACCAUUUACCUAGAAAAUCCGGAACGUCAUAUACUAUUGAUGAUGGCCUGGAAGAUGCCGAGUUAUCUGAGAAGAGGUUUAAAGAGUAUUCUCGCCGUUGGACUUGCAAUGAGUGCGCUAAUCUUCCGGGAGAAAUCGAAACCUUGGUUGCUUGGAGGCCGACCAACCUAGACAACUAUACUCCAGGAUACUCUUGUGAUGAGAUUGAAGAGGAUGCUAAAGAAUAUUUGAUAAAAUGGCGGAAGCUCUCUUACUUUCAGACUUCCUGGAUGCCAGGCCCUUGGGUUUGGGGGGUCGCAGCCCAUGUUACACGCAAGGCGUUCAAUAAAUCUGAAGAUGGACAAAAGCCCCGAAUGACCACCGAAGAUGCUAUACCCGAAGAUUACCUUCAAGUGGACAUUGUAUUUGAUGUUCAAUACUCAAACGUGGUUUCUGAGCGAACUCUUGAGAUUGAUCUAGCUCGGGCUGACGAAGUUGAAACCGCUUAUGUGAAAUACAGGGGUCUUCCUUAUGAGUCUGCAGUCUGGGAAAAACCCCCAGACCGAAAGAACGUUGAGAGAUGGCAAAGCUUUGUGUCAGCAUAUGAGGACUGGGUUCUCGGUAACCAUAUUCAAAUUCCUAGGCGCGGUACAUUGAAAAGACACCUUGAUCAUGUUCGUUCGAAGGAUUUCGCCAAGCAUUGGGUGCGUAAGAAGCAGCCUGAAAUACUCGUGGGAGGAGAUUUAAUGGACUACCAACUUGAAGGACUAAAUUGGAUAUAUUUCAUGUGGUAUAAACAACAGAGCUCAGUGCUCGCGGAUGAGAUGGGGCUGGGUAAAACUAUCCAAGUCAUCUCCUUCUUCGCCACUUUAAUCCAAGACCACAAUUGCUGGCCCUUUCUGGUAGUUGUUCCAAACUCGACUUGUGCAAAAUGGAGACAGGAGAUUAAAAGAUGGACGCCAAGUCUCCGAGUUGUUACGUGCUAUGGCUCGGCGGCUGCUCGGAAGAUUGCUCAAGAGUACGAGAUGUUCCCCCGUUUAUCCAAGGACCUUCGGUGCCAUAUUGUCGUGACAUCCUAUGAAAGUAUGAUCGAGGACAAGACUAGGAAGUUAUUCUCAAACAUCCCUUGGGCAGGGCUGGUUGUCGAUGAAGGACACCGACUGAAGAAUGACAAGAACCAGCUUUAUGAAACUCUCUUGAAGAUGUCGGUACCCUUUACAUUGCUCCUUACGGGAACACCGCUCCAGAACAACAUUCGUGAAUUAUUCAACAUCCUCCAGUUCUGCGACCGCUCUCACAAUGCAGUUGCUCUAGAGGAGGAAUAUAAGGAAAUGACCAACGAGAACGUGAACAAACUCCAUGAUAUGAUUAGGCCAUUCUUUCUUCGACGAACCAAAGCCCAGGUGCUGUCAUUCCUUCCACCUGUGGCGCAAAUCAUACUGCCUGUUUCCAUGACCAUUGUGCAGAAAAAGCUAUACAAGUCAAUUCUUUCCAAAAAUUCGCAGCUAAUCAAGUCUGUGUUUAAGAAUACUGGCACAAAUUCAACUGUCAAACAGAGUGAACGCCACAAUCUAAACAAUAUUCUGAUGCAGCUUCGGAAAUGCCUGUGCCACCCCUUCGUCUAUUCAAAGGCCAUUGAAGAUAGAGGCGUCAAUUCAACCUUACUACACCGGAACAUGGUUGAAGCAUCAGCCAAGCUCCAGCUGUUAGAGCUUCUACUGCCCAAGCUCCAGGAGCGGGGGCACAGAGUUUUAAUAUUCAGCCAGUUUUUGGACUUUUUAGACAUUGUGGAGGACUUCUUGGAUGGCCUUGGCCUUAAACAUCUUCGUCUCGAUGGCAGCAUGACGUCGCUGAAGAAACAGAAGAAUAUCGAUGCUUAUAACGCGCCGGGUUCCGAGUACUUUGCAUUCCUCCUUUCUACGAGGGCCGGUGGCGUUGGCAUCAACCUAGCAACAGCAGAUACAGUUAUUAUUCUGGAUCCCGACUUCAACCCACACCAAGAUAUACAGGCUUUAUCCAGAGCUCACCGAAUCGGGCAGAAGAAGAAAGUCAUGGUUUUCCAGCUGAUGACCCGCGGGUCUGCUGAAGAGAAAAUUAUGCAGAUUGGAAAGAAGAAAAUGGCGCUGGAUCAUGUACUUAUUGAGCGAAUGGACGCUGAGGAUGAUGAUGAACUUGAUCUGGAAGCCAUCCUGCGCCACGGCGCGGAAGCAUUAUUCGAUGAUAACAACACCGGUGAUCUCGUUUACGAUUCGCAAUCCGUUAAUAAGCUGAUUGACCAGAGUGAAGUGGAAAACACCAAGGUGGGUAAUGACACUUCUGCAGAAUCGCAAUUUAGCUUUGCAAGGGUAUGGAUCAACGAAUCAAUGGAGGAUGCACUUGGUGAUAGUGAAUCUACACCACCACCAAGUAAUACUGUUUGGGAAAAGAUCCUUCAGGAGCGAGAAAGGGCAGCAGAACAGGAAGCGAGGGCCAAGGCAGAAGCAUUCGGGAGAGGCAAACGCAAGCGUCAGGCCAUCAAUUACCGAGACCACGACAAGAAUAACAAUGCAGAUAAUGAUAGUGACGUUGAAUUCAACGGCCCAUCUGAGUCUGAUACUGAUGUCACUGCAACAUCUGAACGGUCAGAGACGUUUGGGAAACGCGCUGCCCGCCCCUUCAAACGCGCUAGCAUUGCCUAUCCCGACGGCGAUGUGGAAACACAAUCCACCCUGAACGAGAAGCAUCCUUGCGUGGCAUGCGACCAUCUUCAUCCCGUUGGCUACUGUCAACUCAGGCUUGCUGGGGUUGAGCACUGCGGCCUCUGCGGAAUCGCCCACCUUGGCCACCUGCGAACAUGUCCACACCUUCAAUCUGAGCUACAAGUCGCAUCAAUGCUUGGCUCAUUACGACAAAGUACGGAAUCAAGCGACCUUGUUGAAGCAGCUACUAAAUAUCUAAGAGGAAUCCGUGGACACCUUGUCGCAGCGCGUAAGAAAGCCGCUUCUCAAGAGCAAACACAAUACACGAUGACUACGAAUCCUCCUCCAGUUCCUCCUUAUACCCAAAACCCCCAUCCGCAAAAUCAUCCCGAAUAUUCCUAUACCGUACAAGCACCCAAUCCACCACAAUUGUUGAAUUCCUUCCCUGACCCUAGUUACCCUGUAGCUCCCCCGCGACCAGGGAAGCCACAUGUCCAGCACCAACCCAGCCUCCCCCAUUCUUUUGCUGCACCUCAAGGGUACAGUUCGCCCUAUGCCCCAAGUCGGAACUCAUACUCUAAUUCCUACACAUUUCAAGGCUAG